AAAUUAAACCUAUCUAAAAAAUAGAGUUUUUGUGUGACUUUCAGCAAUGUUUUGAUUGCCAGCGAGUAAGAUCACUUCCGGUACACGAACACGUCACCGAGCAAUAUGGCGGAGUGCGAAAACGAAGAUAACAGUUGGCAUGCAGAACUAGAGGCAGCCCUGCUGGAGGGAUGUGACUUCGGGACGUUGAGAAACAUCUGCCAAGGGCGACAGAUUCCCAAUCAGUACAGUACAACAAGUUGGAAGAUAUGUUUAAAUGUGGCGGGCAAAGGUGAUGCUCUAUCCUCCUUCGAUGGCAUCUUUGAUUUGCCGGAGCAAGAACUUCUCAGAAAAGACUGCAAGGAAUUUAUUGAAAAGUUUGACAACUCAGAUGAAGAGAAGCUGUCCUUGUCCAGCGACUUGGAAUCAGUUAUCACAUUUUACUGCAAGUCCAAGAAUGCUAAAUACGAGCACAACAAUGGCUGGCUGGACGUAUUGGGACCCCUGGUGGCGCUUCGCAUGGAGCGCGCUGACCUGUACAACUGCUUCUAUGCUGUUAUGAGUAAAUAUGUACCCAAAGACAGCAGUAAAGACAGUAAGAUGUACCAACUCUUCAGGCUACUCCUCAUGUACCAUGAACCGCAACUCUGUAACUUCCUCGACACCAAAAAGAUAUUCCCUGAUGCCUACACGUCAGUAUGGUUUUCUAGUUUAUUUGCCAGCAAUUGUUCCCUGGAGGUCCUGCAGAUCAUGUGGAGUCUGUACUUCCUCCAAGCCGAUGCAUUCCUCUCAUUCUUCCUUGGUCUGAUCAUCCUAGUCAAUGCCAAGGAGCAUAUCCUGACGGAACUAGAAAACGAAAGCAGAGACACCAUCGCAGAGACCCUAGCCACCUUCCCCAACCAACUAGAAGCUGAUGAUGUGGAAGACUUCUUUAGCUUGGCCCAGUAUUAUGCCUCCAAGACACCCCAGUCAUUUAGAAGAGAUUAUCAGUCUAUUUAUGGUAGCAGCUUAAGUAAUUCCAAAGACUCGGUCAGUCCUGACCUGUCUGGCGCCCUCUGUCUUCAGGUCAACCCAUCAGAGUUGUUACAAGCAAUCCAACAGGGCCUGAAUGAGAGUGUAAGUUAUUUUGUCGUUGACUGUCGACCAGCUGAACAGUAUAACAGAUGCCACCUUGCCACAGCAUUCCACCUUGAUGCCGACCUGAUGUUGCAACAGCCCACAGAGUUUGCCAGCGCCGUCAAAGCCUUAUUCACCACCCAGAGGCAGGCCAUAGCAGCCGAGUCCAGGGCGGCCGGUGAACAUCUCUGCUUCCUGGGUAGUGGGAGAGAAGAGGAGGACCAAUAUCUACACAUGGUGGUUGCCAACUUCUUACAGAAAAAGACGCAGUAUGUUAGUAUUGUCGCCGGUGGUUUUACUGCAUUGUUAAAAUUAAUAGAGAAGGAGACAUCAUCAACGUCAGCUGACCAGUCGUUAAAGUCUUGCAUCAUAUCCCUGCCAGAGCUAGCAGGCUCUGAUGAUAGCGGGAUUGGUGAUUCUCCCCAGAAACUCUCAGAGAAGGGAGCAGCACUGAUGGGCCGACUCACCUCCACGUUCAAGACAAAGUCAGCAGAGAUGAAGGACCGAAUGGUGGAGUUCAUUAAAAACGAGGCUGUCAGUGAAGAAAGACAUGUUAGUAGUCUGGACACAGGGAAGAGAUACAGGGGCAACAAGGUGCAGAACGUGUUUAGCAUCGGGGAUGAAGACGAUGAAGCAGAUAGCUUUGGCAGCACAGCGUCAUCCGACGAGGAGAGGAAAGAGCUUGUCAAGACAGACACCUGGCUGAACAAACCAGACAUCCUGGCUGCCUAUCAGUGUCAGGAAGUCAAAGAUAACGGCCACACCUAUCCAAGCAAUAUGCUGGUCACCAAGACACAUCUCUACAUCCUACGAGACAAAGCAGACAGCAAGGGAUUCUCUUACAUCGUGGCCCGCCGAGCUCUCGGCGACGUUGUGCGCAUCACCUCCAAGAAGCGUUGCGCUGAGCUCAUCACCUUCCGCUACGGCAAGUACAGCAGUGAGGAAACGGACAUCUACGCGGUGGACCGGUUGUAUCUGCCUCAGGCCAGUGAGGCUACCAAACUGGUCAAGAGACUUAUCAUGGAUGUCCUGGAACCACCAAGCACUGCCGGAGAUGGCGCAGCAGCCAAGGCGGAGCCAGUCACGUAGCCUUCGACCUUUGAUCUCACUAGGUCUAAGGUCAAUUGAAAGGUAAUCUAACUGACAGAUUGAUAAUACACAGAGCCGGCCAAGAGAUUGGACAAUUGAGCCUGUCUGGCACUGUUGCAAAUGUAACCUCUGACCUAUAUUGCCAUCAGGUCAGAGAUCAAUGUAAAGGUAAUGCCACUGAUUAUUGAUAAAUACAGAACCAGCCAAUAAAUCAGAUAUCUGCCCUGCACUGCUGCAUAAAUGGACCUGGUUAUUUAACCUUUACCUUUGGUCUGAUCAGGUGAAAAGUCAGUUGACGGUAAAGUAAUUCCUAAGCAAAGUAUUAAUCUUGAAAGCCAUUAAGCCAAUCGGAGACUGAACGAUACUAGUACAGAUGGAAAUAGACCGGAGACUGGACCUCAUAACACACGUGUGUAUGAGGACAGGCAACGGCCUCGUGCUUCUAAUAUCUUAUUGGUUGCUAUGCGCCUUGGCUGUGCUGCCUCCUCUUUAGUUUGAUUGGCGUACUUCACCUGCACACGCAUGUGUCAUGCUUAACGCAGCACCCUAUUUGUACGCAUUUAGAUAUUUAAAUCGGGUAGACCCCUAGGUAAUACAUGUACCGGUAGGUCAAUCUGACAGUCAACUCACUGACUGAUAUCAGACUUUAAAUGACUGUCCACAAUAAUCUCUCAUGUCGACUCUGUGUUCAAACUAAUGUGGAUCUGGUCACAUAACCUUUCACCUUUGUUCUUGUCAGGUAAAAGGUCAAUAUAAAGGGAAGUCAUCAAUACAUUGAUUGAACCAGUAGGGGACAUUCAACUCCAACUAAUUCAUGGACUGUCUAACUUUGAAAAAGCAAUGUUGCUACAAUGUAUAGGGUCUGUCCAAACUGGUACAUGAAGAUUGUGACCUGUGACUGGAAUCAGGUCAAACAUUCAUUGUUAAGUUACAUGUGGACAGUAUUUCAGAAUAUGGAUGUGAAAGGCUGCUUAACAUGGCUGAGAUACAAUCUUGUAAGUAACUGCUUGAAAGGACAACACUUUUUCCACUUUAGAUGUCAUGGGGCUUUUUACUGCAGAAGAACAUUUGUUUUGAAUUGAGUUCAAAUUUUGGAAGUUAACAAACAUGUAGCGUGUUCAAAACACAUACUGAAACACUAUUAAAUAGUAAAAAUAAAUUUUGCACUCAAAUGUUA
Patiria miniata (bat star) is the source of this 3361-nucleotide messenger RNA. RefSeq names its product TBC1 domain family member 23-like (gene tbc1d23). The transcript has 16 exons. The coding region runs from base 106 to 2184 and encodes 692 amino acids. NCBI's taxonomy places the organism in Eukaryota, Metazoa, Echinodermata, Asteroidea, Valvatida, Asterinidae. Gene Ontology annotation, biological process: retrograde transport, endosome to Golgi. Gene Ontology annotation, cellular component: trans-Golgi network. The record is from RefSeq and is a predicted model, not a curated record.